AGGGCGUAGAUUCAGACCUGAGGAGCCCAGCUGCAGCACAGUUCAGUCUCUUGGAACCAGUGAGUCUUUGGCGUCAUGGGGGUCGCUCGUGGACUGCAAUGUCUGACGCUCAUCUACAUCCUGCUUUGCUGUGAAUCUUCCCCUUUUAAGAAAAUGGAGUUUUUGAUCUGGCACACCUGGGACAGCGACCCUGUGACUCAUGACCCCAUCAGGAUCAACUUCUCUCCGGGACAAGGAGGGCUGAAGAUCGAGAUGUUUGGUCCCUUCUUCAAUGACCCAGCAGCUCCUGCAGGGCCGCCCAGUCAGCCCUUCCCUGGACUCUGGGACUAUGAAGUUGUGGAGUGCUUCUUCCUCGACAGCACAAAAGAAAAUUACCUGGAAGUGGAGUUUUGUCCACAUGGACAGCACCUGAUAUUACUGCUGUCAGGAGUCGGCCAAGCGUUCGUGCAACAACUGCCCAUGGUGUUUAAUGCCACGAUCAAAGGGGACGUAUGGAUGGGUGAGGCUCUCGUCCCCUGGGGGUACUUCCCUCCCAACAUCAACAAGAUGAACUCCUACGCCAUCCACGGCUCAGGAGAGAAGCGCACAUAUGAGGCGCUCUACCCCGUCCCCAAGGAGGACCUCGUGGAGGGCCAACAACCCAACUUCCACCGCCUGGAGUAUUUCAAAGAUUUCAGCCUGCAAAGCAUCAUGGGAGAAGACUGGGUCCAGCCGGAGUCUGGUCUUUGGGCUGGAAAAUCCUGAACUUCCUUUGCACACAGACGAGGAACGGAGGCCGAUCAAUCUUUAUCAGUUAAAGAUGCCAAACAAUAAGAUGGGAAAUAUUUUGUCAGCACGUCAGAGCCCUCACACACUUCUGUACAGUCACACACACACCACACAUAAUUGAACGUCACCUUCGUUUGCCUCAGCAGACUGAUGAAUUUUGAAUCAGUGCUGCUCUGUGUCACCUUUUUUAUUGAUUUCCUUUUACAAUUAAACUUGUUAACAUAUUGAUCAGCUUUUUUAUUUCUCUGUACAAUGUCUCUUUAAUUGUAUUUGUGAUGUCUGAUCAUGUUUCUUCUAUUAAAGCAAAGCUUCAUCAUUUUGAGAAAUGUAA
Epinephelus lanceolatus (giant grouper) is the source of this 1099-nucleotide messenger RNA. RefSeq names its product chromosome 22 C4orf33 homolog (gene c22h4orf33). The record is from RefSeq and is a predicted model, not a curated record. Lineage: Eukaryota; Metazoa; Chordata; Actinopteri; Perciformes; Serranidae.